Dunckerocampus dactyliophorus (ringed pipefish) is the source of this 553-nucleotide messenger RNA. RefSeq names its product HOATZ cilia and flagella associated protein (gene hoatz). Gene Ontology annotation, biological process: cilium assembly. Lineage: Eukaryota; Metazoa; Chordata; Actinopteri; Syngnathiformes; Syngnathidae. The record is from RefSeq and is a predicted model, not a curated record. The transcript has a single exon. Bases 74 to 529 code for a protein of 151 amino acids.
UGUACCUUUCAUUUCUUUCAUUUUAGUGUGAGAACCGUGCUUUGCGAAGUUUUGAAAGGUCUCAAAAGUUGUCAUGGCUGCCCCUCCGGAGCCUCCUGUGAACAACGACGCUUCUAGCGACGUCUUCACCGUGUUUAGCGGCUCUUCCCCGGAGGACGUGUCCCACGCUCGGAAACUCUGGAGCUCCUUGUGCAUGGUGCCUCCGCUAGAGUCUCGCCUGGUGUCGGCGGACAUCCCGCAGAGGUUACCGGUGUCCCGGCCGGAGCGAAACGUCCACUCGGAGCCUUCCCGCUCGGAGCCACCGAACCUGUUCGCCGUUCAGCAGCGGCAGGAGGAGCGGAAGAGGUACCUGUCCAUGGCCGCCCAGAGGAAGGAGACGCUGGCUCUGCUCAGAAGGCAGAGGGAGCAAAGGAUCCAGAAGGAGCUCCUGUCUGCGGCCUUCAAGCCCAAACCCCCCAAAGAAAAAGUGCCCAAAGAGAAGACCUGCGAGUUGGACAUUGACAAGGAGCUGGUCAGACAACUUGAAUGAACAAACCAGGUUAGAGGCCCUGAA